Bemisia tabaci is the source of this 1105-nucleotide messenger RNA. RefSeq names its product Proteasome alpha6 subunit (gene Prosalpha6). The record is from RefSeq and is a predicted model, not a curated record. Gene Ontology annotation, cellular component: proteasome core complex; proteasome core complex, alpha-subunit complex. Gene Ontology annotation, biological process: ubiquitin-dependent protein catabolic process. NCBI's taxonomy places the organism in Eukaryota, Metazoa, Arthropoda, Insecta, Hemiptera, Aleyrodidae.
CUAAAUAUCAAGUUAUACGUUUUUAUUGCAAGUACAACUUGACAACACGGAUGAUUCGUGUUUACGUCCAGUCUGAGCCUCAUCCGUCAACUCAAUGUGCUUUUAUUACCAUUAAUAUUUUUUAAUUUUUCCGGUGAACUUUAAAUAAUACAUCAUGUUCCGUAAUCAGUAUGACAGCGACGUCACUGUUUGGAGUCCUCAAGGGCGAUUACAUCAAGUUGAGUAUGCAAUGGAGGCCGUCAAACUCGGAUCAGCUACAAUCGGUUUGAAAAAUAAAACACAUGCAGUAUUAAUCGCCUUGAAAAGGGCGACCUCUGAACUUUCUGCCCAUCAGAAGAAAAUCAUUCCAAUCGAUGAUCAUAUGGGAAUUACAAUUGCUGGUCUCACUGCUGAUGCUAGAAUGUUAAGCCGUUUCAUGAGAACGGAAUGCUUGAACUAUAAGUACACACACAGUGACCUACUGCCUGUCGGUCGAUUAAUUGCCAAUGUAGGUAAUAAAAUGCAAGUUUGCACUCAACGGUAUGAUCGUAGACCAUAUGGUGUAGGACUUCUAGUCGCUGGAUAUGAUGACUUAGGACCUCACAUUUAUCAAACAUGUCCGUCAUCCAACUAUUUUGAUUGUAAAGCAAUGGCAAUUGGAGCCAGGUCUCAAUCCGCAAGAACUUACCUAGAGAAAACUCUCAACAGUUUUCCUGAUUGUAGCUUAGAAGAAUUGGUAAAGCACGGCCUAAGAGCCUUGAGGGACACACUACCCAAUGAAGUUGAAUUAAACACAAAGAAUGUCUCAAUUGCAUUUGUGGGCAAAGCCACUCCAUUCAAGAUUCUAAAUGAAGAAGAAACAGGUACUUACUUGACUUUAAUUGAAGGCGAUGAAAGACGAGGAGCUGGACCGUCCGAUGAACCACCCAAAGAUCCGCAGCCUAGCACAACCGAGAAGAAAGAUCCCGUACCCGUAGUCUCCAUGGAGACUGAGUGAUCAUUGUUAGGAAGGGUGAUUACUAUUAACCUCCUUUUCUUCCUCUGUAAAAACAUCUGAUUUUUAUAUUAAUUAAUUAAUGUGUUUGAUAUUUCAUUUUUGUAAUAAAUUAUUUUACUAUGUCACGUA